Molecule: messenger RNA, 3554 nt
Organism: Anastrepha obliqua
Lineage: Eukaryota; Metazoa; Arthropoda; Insecta; Diptera; Tephritidae
Product: synaptic vesicle glycoprotein 2B
Exons: 4
Coding region: 1267-3120 (617 amino acids)
Biological process (GO): transmembrane transport
Cellular component (GO): membrane
Molecular function (GO): transmembrane transporter activity
Source: RefSeq, a predicted model, not a curated record
GAAAAAAGCAAAAAAAAAACACAACAUAAGUAUGUGUGCUCCGCAUAUUCAAAUCAUAGAGAAAUACAUACUCACUGAAAAACUACCUAAAUUGAAACUACCAAAUACAAUUUUGUUUUUGUAAUCUAUAUGUACAACAUUGUAAAAAAUCCACAAGCUACCAAGAAUACUUCGAAUCGCUUAGAUUUUUACAAAGGCAUAAAGCGAAAUACGAAUCCGUUCAACUAACACAUCCAAAACAAGCGAAACGGAAGUACGCGUAAAAACAUUUAAAUUAGAAGCCACAAAAUAGACGAGACCAACACAGAAGUAAUCAAAUCACAAACAAUACAUGCCACAAUCAUACUAAUAGUUAAUGACACACAACAAAAGUUACAAAAAAUAAAAUAAAAUAAAAUCGUAAUAAUUUUUUAAGAUUACAAUCAACAAACUUAAAUUGCUACAGAAAAGAACGCAAACUCAAUCAACAAGCAGCAUAAAACGAUUUAACGUCGGUGGUCAAAUGCGCAUUCGGCUGAUCGGUCGGUUUCUGCUCUCUUUAGUAACGUGAGCGCACGCAAUCUCGCACUAAUUCUUGUUGUUAUUUCACUUAAGAAACACACACAAUCACUUGGAGACACGCUAAAUCGUCACCUUUACUGCUUGUUUCCCCUCCAAUAUCAACGUCCAAACCAACACGACCACUAUCACUAUUUCAUCGCCUCCACAACCACCACCAUCACCAGCAAAGCAAUCAAUUGACCCAACAGCGGCGCCGUUAAUUUCCUUUUGAAUGGAAACACUGGACAGUGGCAUUUAUGAGACGCAUAACUGCCGCCGCCUGCGACUCCUGCAACUCAACGCUGUCAGUCAUAACCACGACAAAGACAACGGCAACGUUAUCGUUAACGUCAAAGUUUACAUCAUCGAUACGAACGCUAUUUGCGUACAACAACGUCACUGCGCACGCUGCUGCGGCUGCUACCUGCUCGCUGGCGGCUACUAUACGUUGUGGAUUGUCAAAUUGAAUUAUCCAAAAGAUCGUUAAAAUCAUUCAAUCAACUGUUUAAAAUUUCUCUUAUACGGAAAUUUUACUAACUACUUUUUACACCUCGUAAAUAAAUAGUGGUUUUGCAGCAUCGCAAGCCGGCAAGACUACAAAACACCGCAAACAAAAACCCAACAACUUUUUUGAGUGAUUAAUUUCACUUCUUCAAUUUCCUUCAUUUAAUUUUAUUCGUCUCGAUUCAAGCGAGAGAAAAGCCAACAAAAAAUCGAACUCAUAGAAUGGUAGAAGGUGAUUCGGUUAAGAAUAAAAGUGAUUCCUAUAAUGUAGAGGCUGGCAUCCAACCAAACUACAAUAGCAGCAGAAACAACUCUAUCGACAAUCGCUCCAUUCUACAGCCCUAUUCAUUGGGCAGUGGUGGCAAGGAUCCCGAAUAUCAAUUCGCAGCAGUCAACAAGGGUUACGAGACGGACAUUAGCAGCGCUGGCGGUGAUAAGCAUGACGUAGAAAAGGGCAGUGCGGCCGUCAUUGAAGUCACUAACAACGGAGUCGCAUUACAAGGCUCUGCUGGCGGCAGUGGCAGCAAUGGCGGAGGCUCAGGCGCCGAUGGUCGUCGCUCAACUGGUGUACGUGCUAAUUUUGAGCAGGCCAUCGAAUUAUGCGGCUAUGGCAAAUUCCAUUAUAUCCUACUGGCCAUUUGUGGUCUGGUGAGCACCAGCGAGGAAAUGGAUGUCAUUUCAAUGUCGUUCAUCCUACCGUCGGCACAAUGUGAUUUAGAUUUGAACACAAGCUCCAAAGGUUGGCUCAACUCGAUCAUUUUCAUUGGCAUGAUGGUGGGUGCCUAUUUCUGGGGCAGCAUCGCCGAUGCGGUGGGACGUAAGAAGGUGCUCAUUGUGAUCUCCUUCAUGAAUGGAUUUUGUAUUGUUGCAUCGUCAUUUUCGCAAACCUACGAAUGGUUUAUGUUGUUUCGCUUUCUCAACGGUGCGGCUCUCGGUGGUAGCGGUCCGGUAAUUUGGUCGUACUUCGCCGAAUUCCAGCCGAAAGCGAAACGUGGCUCCAUGUUGAGUUUCAUGGCAGCCUUUUGGACCUUCGGCAAUCUCUUUGUUGCCGGCCUGGCGUGGCUCAUCAUUCCCAGUGGCAUUGGCUUCCAAACGGAUCUAAUUACAUACAAAACCUGGCGUGUCUUCCUGAUGGUAUGCGCUUUGCCAUCAUUCGUGGUCGCCUUCCUGCUCUUUUAUCUACCCGAGUCGCCAAAAUUCCUGCUGACCAAGGGCAAACAGGAAAGGGCCAUGGCCAUCUUCCGCGGUAUCUUCGUCACAAACACAAAGAAGCCAGCAGAGCAAUAUCCUGUUGUCGAAUUGGACAUCGAUGAGAAAUUGUUGGCUGAGAUCAAGGAGAAUCAGGCAGGUGUCAAGGGCAAAUACAGCAAAAUGAUGUCGAGUAUGGCCGACCACAGCAAACAGUUGUUCACUUCGCCAAUACUCAAAUUCACACUUGUCUCCAUCACCAUCAACUUUACCUUCCACAUUGGUUACUAUGGUCUGAUGAUGUGGUUCCCUGAGCUAUUCAAUCGUUUUGAUGAGUACAGCAAAGAUUUUCCAAAUGAGCGUGCCGGCGUCUGUACAGUUACCGCAUAUGUAGUGGGCAAGGGUCAGGCGGAGAAUGCUGUCUGCUCGUCGAACAUACCGCAGAACGUCUUCCAAGAGUCGUUGAUUUCAUUGGCGUCGGCGCUGCCAGCUAAUUUGAUCGCCAUUUUGGGUAUGGACUUGUUGGGUCGCAAAUUCUUCCUCAUAUUUGGCACCAUGACGGCCGGCGUCUGCUCGGCAGCCAUGUACUUCGUUUUCAACUCUACACAGAACCUGAUCGUGACGGCUGUGUUUAGCGGUGCCAUCUCGGCUGCAAAUGCAGCUUUGGACUGUCUCAUCACCGAAGUUUUCCCGACCCAUUUGCGCGCCACCGGUGUGGCCAUAUCCAUGGUGGCGGCGCGUAUGGGUGGCAUCAUUGGUAACAUUGUGAUCGCCACACUUUUAGAUCAGUAUUGCCCGGCACCGACUUUCAUUGUGGCCAUCCUGUUGAUAGGUGGUGGUCUCAUGUGUUUGAUGUUGCCCAACACAACACGCAAGGAAUUAAAUUAAGAAGGGAGUGGGUAUUGAGAGCGGAGCGAAGAGGAUGAAGGAAGAGGGAAGAGGGAAGAAGGAAGAAGGCGGAGUGGAGCAGAAAUGAACGAGUUUGGGAAAAAUACUCGGAACAAACGAAUUUCAAGAAUGGAUUUAAUUGAGUGGGGAAUAAAUGCAUGUACACAUACAAACGCAAACACAAAAACAAAGCAAAACAUAUACACACAGAUCUAAGUACUAAUGUAAUAUCGCUUAGGAAUUUGUUGUAAAUUUUCUAGCCAUGUAAUAUAUAUAAUAUAUGUAACUACCGAUUAAUAUAAAGUAAACAGUAAUAGAAUUUACAUACAUAUAUACACGUAAUUACCAAAAGUAAACUAAAAGUUUCAAGAAAACGAUCAUACAAAUUUAAUUUCAUAUUUUAAAUAAAAGUUGAAAGUAAGAAAAAACGAGAA